CAUAUUCCUUCUCAUCUUCUAUAUAUAAUUGAUAAUUCUGUAGUUGUUCGGAAUUCUGCGUUUUCAUUAGACGAUGACCGGCAAGUUGGCCGGCCGUGGAGAAUAUAUCCGAAUGUCUGUCUGAAAAACGAUGAGUUUCUGCAAAUGAGAGGAAGAGCCUUCGUUCUGAUCCUGUGCUUCUGGGCUGUGCUCAUGAUUGUCACCCCUGCGCUUAUCAAACUCUCCGCUAAUGCAAAACUCAACGGGGAGUUCUACGUUGUCGUUUCAGAAAGUGAGGGGGACGGAGAAGCGAAAAACGACAAGAUUUCGGCGAGUUUGCUGUCUAGAAAGGCACUUGUAGCGGCGGUGCCUAGGAAAGCUCCUAUUCCGGCACCGGCGCCAGCUCCGGCGCCGGCAGCAGAAAAACGACAUUUUUGGAGGGAAAAGCUCAUGAAUUUAAGGAGGUGAGAUUGAGCGAAGUCAUGGCGGCAGAUUACUACGGCGUUGCAGAAUGGCAGGGGGGUGUAUUGAAUUGGGAAAUUUCGAUGAUUGUAAAUAGGUGCAGAGAGAAUUAUUCAUGUUUGUGUAAUAAGGGAAACGUUAGUUGGUCGUUGUUGGUUUCCCCUUCUUCUUCUUCUCUAAGUUACAAUGAUGACAUGGGAUGAAGUUUCAUAUAUAUCAGAUCAAUAAUGUAAUCAUCAUUUAUCAUAUCCCAGUGGACCCAGUGGUUUGUUCAUGUAUAGAUGAAUCCUAGUUUUGUUCUUUA
This is a messenger RNA of Ipomoea triloba (trilobed morning glory), 745 nucleotides long. RefSeq lists its product as uncharacterized. Bases 145 to 447 code for a protein of 100 amino acids. The transcript is spliced from 2 exons. The record is from RefSeq and is a predicted model, not a curated record. Lineage: Eukaryota; Viridiplantae; Streptophyta; Magnoliopsida; Solanales; Convolvulaceae.